Molecule: messenger RNA, 1749 nt
Organism: Mycotypha africana
Lineage: Eukaryota; Fungi; Mucoromycota; Mucoromycetes; Mucorales; Mycotyphaceae
Exons: 3
Coding region: 1-1749 (582 amino acids)
Cellular component (GO): Set1C/COMPASS complex
Source: RefSeq, a predicted model, not a curated record
AUGUCCAAUCUGGAGAGUAAUAGUGAUAGUUACAAUAAUGGGUCGUUAAUAACAACAACAGAAAAUGCUGCUACUAGUGUGAAUAACAGUAAUACAAACAAUACUGCACAGCAUUUGCCCUUACGGAAACGAGUGGGUCCAGCUGUCUUGAAAUGGCAGCCGGUUGAAACACCUGAAGAGCAAUCUCAGCAUGCCAUCGAUUCAAAACCUAUAUCUACCACCUUUAUAACUAGCAACAAUAAUACCACUGACACCACAACGACUACAAUUACUCCUACUUCUUUUCCUACAUCGACAACAACUGCUACCUACACCACACCUUUGACUAAAUACCCACUUUAUUCACAAUACCCAACCUCCUCAAUUGAUUCUGACGGCGGAGGCGAUACCACAGAAACUGAUGAAGAAAAGCAGUUAAAAAGAGAAGAAUUUAACCAUUAUAACCAUGCCAGUACCGCUCCUCCUCCUUCUACAAACAGUAACAAAAGAAUAAAAGAAAGCUCGCCUCAAACAGUAAAACCAGCGAAAAAACUGAAAAGAGGUCGGCCUCCACUGAAUAAAAAUCCAAGCAGUAAUCAACACUCAACAGCGCCUCUUACUCCUGGUUCGUCACCGGCUAUGUCAAUAACAGCGGCCACAGGACUACAACAACAACAGACGAAACCCUCAACUGUAGAUAAUACCGUUUUGUACUGUAUCUGUAAGAGGCCUUAUGACGCACCACGAUUUAUGAUUGCUUGUGACAAAUGUAACGAAUGGUUCCAUGGCGAAUGUAUUGAGAUUGACGAAAAGCAGAGCGAAUUUAUUGAUCUUUAUUAUUGUGAUAACUGUUCUAAAUUGACAGGUAAAAAGACUUCAUGGAAACCAAAAUGUGCUAAUCCUGCUUGUUCAAAACCUGCUCGAAUUGGUACAAACCAAGGUCAUCUUAGUAAAUAUUGUACGGACAACUGUGGUAUGCAAGUAGCACGUGCUCGAAUUGAAUUGGCUGAAAUAAAGAAAAGAAACGCUUUAGGUGCCUCCACUAACGGUGCAGGAGUCAACAUCACUACUACAACUGUCGCCCAAUCCCCCUCUGCUGCGACCAAUACCUCCAUUACUACAACUACCGCAACAGAAUCUAUACCCCAUAGUAACUCUGAAGAGCAACAAAUAUAUAAUCCACUUUCAAGAUUGAAACUAAGCAGUUUUGCCGAUCUCGAUGACAGAGCAAGGCUAAUGAGAGUUAAAGAUGAGAAAGCGCAUGCUAAAUAUGUUGUCCGAUUAGUGGAAAAAAAAUCAAAGUUUUUAAAUUUAGUAUUACAAUAUCAUCGUCAACAUUUCAAAGAAAAAGGUGUAUGCGGGUUUGACUCAAGAUUAUCCUGGCCUGAUUCCACAUGGGAAAAAAUCCACGAUAUUGCAGUCGAAGAUGGUGGAGAUCAGGGUGAAGAUGAAGAAGUACUAGGUAGCAAUAGUAGUAAUAGUAAUGGUGAAUUUCGGUUCCGUCACUAUAUUUUCAAAGACGAUCAAGGCAAUCCUGUCUAUACCAACAAGGCGUACCAUAUAUGUCAACAGACGAAGAAAUGUAACAAGCAUGCUGAUUGGCAAAAGGUAAAAUUGUCUGAAUUAGAGCAAGAGCGAUCUGAGCAAUUUGUAAUUCUCACCAUGCUCGAAAGGGAGCGUCAACAGAUAAAAGUAAGAAUGAAGAAACGACGUGAAGAAGUAGACCUGGUUGAUUUUCUCGAAAACGGUACAAUAAGACAUUUCAAAUAA